Molecule: messenger RNA, 1218 nt
Organism: Mycosarcoma maydis (corn smut)
Lineage: Eukaryota; Fungi; Basidiomycota; Ustilaginomycetes; Ustilaginales
Exons: 1
Coding region: 1-1218 (405 amino acids)
Biological process (GO): intracellular protein localization
Cellular component (GO): plasma membrane
Source: RefSeq, a predicted model, not a curated record
AUGUCCGAGAAACAUAGGCCUCUUUCACUGCAAUCCUCACGAACGAGGCAGCGACUGCCAACGCUUGCCGAGGUUCUAGCGCGUCGCACUCUCCCUCCUGUUGACCUCUACUGCUUCUACCUCUAUCUGCAACGUGAAGCAGCCGAAGAUGCGCUCGACUUUUGGCUUGAUGUUCAACAGCACGAGAACUUGUGCAGGGCCUACUUCAAAGAUCUGCGCAAAUCGGGCAAGUCAGUGAAGGAGGACUGGCCACAAUACUACGCCGAGGCACUCGAGCGAGGCAGCAUUUACAACAAGAUCAACGGCAUCAAUGACCAGACAAGCACCCUGAGAAAGGGGCCCGAGACCAGUUGGGACCACCAGAGUCGCGUUGAUAGCCCUGACGGCAAUCAAUCCACUUACUCUCCUGCGCCCAGCCCUAUUCCGUCCGCUGUCGCCGGCUCCCGUAAUGCUAGCGGUUCCGGAGCACCUCUCACAGCGCCCCGGUUCCCUGGCGAUCCCGACUACCUUGCGCAGCAGACGCGUGCCGAAAGGAAGAGCAUCCUUGCCAAGCGAGGCUCUGUUGCCCCUACCGUCAUUUCACGCUCCGCCGCCAUCACUCGCACCGACCUGAUCGCAUCCGCAGAGCGCAUCUACGCAAGGUAUCUGCUGCCAGGUUCGGAGAAGGAGAUCUACCUUCCAGCACCGCUGCGCAUCAUUUCAUUUCCGAUCUCAUCUUCCACUUUGCCUCAUCCGCAAGAUGUGGAACAGCAGCGAGCUUUGGCGCGCAUCCCAGACAUGUUCCACUCGCAGAAGGAGUACGUGUUCCGCACCAUGGAGGCCGACGUCUUUCCACGAUUCCUGCGAGCCAAAGCGUUUGGCAACCUCACUCCCAUUUCGGUGCUCGUCCGUCUCUCGCUAGGUCUGCUGGCGUUGUGGGCUGCACUUGCCACCGCGUUCAGCUUCGUCUUCUUGAACGUUGACCGCGCCAAGCGAUGCUGGGUGAUUUUGCCCUUCUCUGUCGCGGUGCUGCUGUUGAUGUCGCACCAGUACGAGCUGGAUCCGAUUUUGGUAUUGCUCAGCCAGAGCGAGACAACGCCGUUCAGGCUGAUCCGCAUACGCGAGCCGUACGUGCACCGCUUACUGCUACAGCGAUCGCUUAGUGUGCUCCUGCUGAUCGCAUUGAUUACGGCAGCGCUCACGGUACUUUUUGUGUUUGUUCCUGGUCAUAGGUUGUGA